UCGUGAUAGUACGCCGAUAUUUUUUUCAUCUUCUUCUGCCCGGUUAUUUCCUGGGCUCGAGCCUGCCAUGUGAACGAUUAUGUUUACCUCGGGUUGCACGUAAACGUCAAAAAUAUUGUUGGAAUUGAAUUUAUAGGAUCGCCGUGCUGAAUGGUGAUAAGACUAUCACUUGACGAAUACGACACGGCGCGGAAGGACUUUAAGUUUAAGAAGACUUAACUCGAGACACGGAAUUGGCCAUGUUGCAGAACGAUUUGAAUCUCUUAUUCAAAUCGUAACACUUCCAGUUUAUCACUUCAUACACGAUGCAUUUCAGAAAUUUGAAAUCUGAACAUCGGGAUUUAUGGUCCAUUGGUAUCUCUGCGAACCAUGAAGGAGUCCUGGAAUCAAUGACUCUAUUGAAGCAAGAUAAACGUGACCCGAAUUGUUUUCGCAUAAAUAUCACACUGCGGGAGAUUCUUCAAUCUUUAACUCGCUAUCGUAGCGUGACGCAGUGGCUCGACCGUAUGAAAGAUGACGCUCCGGCAUUUCUUACCAUCACCUCGCUACAGCUUCCCGAUUCUCCGAUACCCCUGAUCGACUCCCAGGCGAUCUCUCGAUGCCAAUCUCAAGAGUCGGCCAGAACACUCGACGGCAAUAGCUAUGACAAGGACGACAUCAUGGAUGAGCUUCUGAGAAAGGUUGUCGCCGUCAGAGGUCAGACGGAAACUCAAAGAUCAAAGCGAAACAAAGGAUCCUCAUCAAAGUGUUCGAGAGAGUUCACGGAUCUCGAGGAAUCUACCCGGAGGAUAAUUGAAGGGCCCGGUUAUUCAACAGGAAGGUCAAGAAGGUCGACCCGAAAAGCCAACGGGAACCAACGCAAGGACUGCACUUGUUCAGAGGUUUCGAACAAUCUGCGAAUAAAUAUUCGCAAGAAGACGGAAAUCCGGCGAUCGUCACGAAGCCCGAGUCCGGAGGUAACGCAUGUAAUAAGGAUUGCGAUGAGGUACCACGGCCAGGAGGAAGGCGAGGAAGGAAGAUCCGCAGCGAAGCCGAAGGAUGUCGCUAAGGACAAGAAGGACCGACCCGCGACGGUAGGGCAGGAGGGUCGCGGCUGCUGCCCCGGGGUUAGCGUCGCUCUGGACUUCACUUUGAAUUGUUCAAGCCUCCAUUUGACAUCUCGAGAUGUGCCCGUGAAGCCAAGCGGGAACACAGGCUCCUUGACACGCCUGGAUCAAUCCGACGAAAAUUCGGGGCCUGAUUAACCCGCGAAUUCACUAGUUCGAUGCCGAUCCCAUUAUGUGAAUGAAGAUCAUCGAGAUCAUAUGAUUAUAUAUAUGGCACCGGGUGAAAUCUUCUGACUAGUGAUUAUUUCACUAGUCGCGAAAUAGCACCUCGAAAAAAAUGACUAGUUCAUCAGCGUAGCUCUGAUAAUUGCUGGAAAUUCUUUGAGUAUUCGCUACGCAUAUUGUCCUUCUUUUUUGAUUGGCUACUAUUUUCAGAUUUUAUGUAAUGCAAGCUGAUCAAGUGAUCGUGCACAACCAAAGAUCAAGCGUCUGCACGGAACAAGAUUCACGGUUUAGCACAGCUGGACGGAUUUUUUUAAAGGUAGAAUAGAUUGGCUAUUUUUUGAGUCGAAAACCAGUGUAUCAACCGUUAUUGUAAUAUCUGAUAUAAAUAUAUAAUUUAAGGUUUGUUGGCUCGUGGUUUGCAGUUAUUAGUUAAAGAGAAAUUCCAUCUACUUGUUAUUACAGUAUCGAGUUACUGAAAGGUAAUAUUUCGUA
Messenger RNA from Neodiprion fabricii, 1763 nucleotides. RefSeq lists its product as uncharacterized. The record is from RefSeq and is a predicted model, not a curated record. The transcript is spliced from 3 exons. Bases 306 to 1244 code for a protein of 312 amino acids. Lineage: Eukaryota; Metazoa; Arthropoda; Insecta; Hymenoptera; Diprionidae.